AACGAAGUGACCAGCGGAAUCGAAAAGACGAUGGAAAGAUAAACUUGUAAACGAAAUGAAAUUGUAGGUAUUUUAAAGAUAUUUUAACGGCGUUGCAAAGUGUCUGGACCAUACCCCACGAACAUGAGCAUGAAUUGGAGCAGACAAGAGACUGGAGUGGGUGGGAACUAACUGGCAGUAUAAGCCUACUCACAUGUUUAAGCAUUUACUGCUAGUUGCACUUAAAUAUAGCUGGGGUAACUUUGGGACUGACAAGCAGGUUAUCAUUUCUAGUAAAACGAGUGUUUGCAUUGGUCCUGGAGUUUUGAAAGUGUUUCCUCAUCACAAGAAAAGUGUAUUUUUUAUUAUAGGAUGCUCACAUUGUUAGCCAUCUGGCAACUCUGCAAAGCUGUUACACCGAUACUUGGCAAUGUAAAUACUGUCUAAUGGUGAUCUAAAAGCCCUUUCACCAGGAUGAAUGUUUUCAGCAAAGGACGUUUCUGCUUGCGGUGGAGGUUACUGGCGUUUUUAUGUUUUUGGACUGGGAUACUUCCAAAAAGCAGCGCCUGCCCCAAGUCAUGUGCUUGUUAUGUUGCGACUGAAGUGCACUGUACAUUUAGAUAUUUGACAUCCAUACCUGAGGAAAUUCAGCAAAACGUGGAGCGCAUCAACCUUGGGUACAACAGUUUAAUACAAUUAAAAGAAAAUUAUUUUUCUGGACUUAAGCAUCUGGAGUUGUUAAUGCUGCACAGUAAUGCAAUCCAAACGAUAGCAGACAAGACAUUCAGUGAUCUGCAGUCUUUACAGAUCCUGAAGAUGAGUUACAAUAAAGUCAAAGAACUGAACAAGUACACUUUCCAUGGUCUUCAAGGCCUAAUAAGGCUCCAAAUGGAUCACAACAACAUUGAGUUUAUUAACCCUGAAGCCUUCUAUGGACUUACAUCAUUAAAACUGGUUCACCUGGAAGGGAACGCGAUCCGACAGCUUCACCCUGAUACCUUUGUUACCCUGUGUUACAUUCAGAUCUUCAAAACAUCUUCCAUCAAAAACAUUUACCUCUCAGACAACGCCCUGAGCAGCCUACCGCCUGAAAUCUUUUCUUACGUUCCAGACCUCGAGAGCGUCUAUCUACAUGGAAACCCAUGGGCCUGUCACUGUAACAUGGAAUGGUUUGUGAAAUGGGUGGAAGAAAAACCAGGAGUGCUGAAGUGCAAACGAGACAGAUCAUACGCCAGUGGUUUUCAGUGUCCCAUAUGUGAAACACCUGUUGCAUCUAAAGGCAAAGAUAUGUCACGUCUUCCCUUGUCAACCUUGGCCUGCUUCAAACCUGCGAUAGAUCCUCACCUUAAACAGAAGAAUAUUUCCUUAGAUGAAGGAGACUUCACUCCAGUUUCUUCCAAGGACUUUAUUGCACCAAUUGGAUCUAUGGUCCUGAAUAUGACAGAUCAGUCAGAAAAUGAUGCAAGUGUGGUCUGCUCUGUCCAAAGACCCAGGGAAUUAAAAGGAUUAUCCGUAGAUGAGAAGGAUGAUGUCACAUUUUUAAGUGCAUCUUUCUCCACGUAUUUGGUUUGUAAUAUUGACUAUGAGCACAUCCAGCAGCUCUGGAGGAUACUGGCCAUGUACAGUGACUUACCCAUGACGCUUUCAAGAGGUUUGAUGCUUACUAAAACACCAUAUAUAAGUUACAAGUAUCAACAAAAAGAAGAUGAUGAAGAAGCCGUCUUUAGUGGCAUAGAAGCAGAAGUCAAAGCAGAUCCUAUAUGGCUGAUGCAAGGACAGUUUACGUUGCAAUUAGACAGGACAACAACUACAUUCAGUACACUUCAUAUCAAAUAUGCAAGUGACAUUCAAAUGAACAUCGAAAAUAAACCCCACAAAUACACCUGGGCCAUGAUAAAGAAAGAUAACACUACAAAAACAGAGCACUCGGUUUUGAUAGGUGGCACAGUGGAACUGGACUGCCAAGCCUUUGGGGAACCCAAGCCUGCAAUUGAAUGGAUUAUGCCCGAUGGUAGCAAAGUGCGUGCACCUUACAGUAGUGAAGACGGGAGGAUUAUAAUUACUACGUCUGGCAGAUUUACAUUAAAGGCAGCGGACAGUUCUGAGACAGGAUUGUAUCGCUGCAUAGCAACAAAUUACCUAGAUGCAGACGUGCUUGCCUUUAGGAUUACCGUUUUGAAUCCAGAUGUGGAAGAGAUAGAUGUCAAUGGUGCUCAGAUGUCCAGAGCUCUUGGAGAAAGUCUGUUUCUUCCAUGUGGAUCUGUUGGCAUUCCUGAAGCAUCUAUUAACUGGAUAUUACCAGAUCAUACUGUGCUAGACAAGUCAUUAGGAAAUAAAAAACUUCAUCAAAAUGGCACGUUAGGAAUUCAGGGGAUAACUGAAAGAGACCGUGGUUUUUAUAGAUGCCUUGCAUCAAAUCACUAUGGAGUUGACAUUUUAUCUUCCAAAAUAUUGCUUGCAGACAUUCCUAGCCGGGAAACUACAUUAAAGGUGGACAAUAAGUAUCUAUCAGAAGGCGAGGGGUCAGGAAAUGAGGGUGAUCCUGCCUCAGAGGAAACCAAAACAGAUUAUAAGGAACUAUCUCCAAGCACAUCCCUUAAAACCAGGCAAGAAUCUAGAACUUUAACUUCAAACAGAGUGUAUCCUACACAAAGGGAAACACAAGACAGAACUUCACUUCAUAGGAAAAACGGCUUGUCAAGCAAUAGGAGAGUCUGGGGAAACAGGAGAACAUUUAAUAAUUCAGCCAGGAAAGUAGACCCUCAGCGCUUUGCACAAUUCAUAGCAAAGGCUAAAAAUAAUAAAGCAGCCCAAAGUCGAAAUGAAAAAAUGACAGACAAGCCAUCUACAAAGAGCUAUUCAAACUUAUCAGGGGAUGGAGAAGAAACCUCACGAGAGGUCUUAGCUGAGGAUGAGUUUUUAAUAAUUACAACAAAGAUACCCAACAGUGUUUUAACUACCAUAGAAACUAAUUCUGAGGAGACAGCUGUUGUGUAUCCUGAAACACAUGAACUGUCAGUAGAGAUGCCAAGCACCCCUGUGACAAUGAGUAGUUAUGGAAAUGAGAAUAAUGCACAUACAUCUUCAAAGCCAACAACACCAUACACAACUAUCAUUCCUAAAGUAAAUAAAGUAUAUACGUAUGGACAAAUCAAUGAAAGACCCUUAUCUCAACCUGCGACGGUGAAAUCCAUAAUAACAGACUCCAGCUCUGAAAUGCAAUCAGCAUUUUCAGGUGAAUCAAAUACUUAUCUCAAAACCUCAACCACAGUUCAGCCUUUAUCAACAACAAAAGUGUCUAACAUUGGGUUAUAUGCAUAUGGACACAUCACUAAAGGACCCUUAACCCAACCUGCUACAGUGAAAUCAAAAGUCACCGAGUCAAGUACUGGAGUGCAGCUAACAUUUUCAGGUGGACCUAAUGAAUAUCCGAAAAUCUCAACAUCUGUUCAGCCUUUAUUAAGUAGAAAGGCACACAAUAUAGCAAUACCAGAAUUAACUAUUGCAAAGCCUGGACCUUUGCCAGAAAUUCCAGUUAAAGUUUCAACAGAAUCUAGUCAGAAGAAAUCUGUCACAGCCAUCACAACUGCUCAAGGUGAACGAGACGAGAUAACGUUUCAUACCAUGCAGAAGAUAACAUCCCCUCGACUGCCUGUAGGAUCUACUAUCAUCUCCCAUCAACAGAUUCAGAUCAUUAGAGGUGACACUUCGAAUCCUUCUGUAAGUAAGCAGCGUUCUGGCAAAAUAAGAAAGUUCCCUGGUAGGCGCAGAAUUGUCAGACCAAACAAAAUUCCAGAUAUACAUGCAUACUUACAUACGUUUGUGAAGCCAAACAAAGGUUCUGCAAUAUCUGAAAAAGAUAAUGCUACCACUCCUGUAUCUAUUGAGCUAACUACAAAAUGUGAGUAUCAUAUAACCAAUGCUCCACCGGGGAUUGUUGAACCAGGUCCUGAAAAAACUGGAACCAAUACCACUGAAGCUAGCAGAAAGGCUAAAGAUCCUAUCAGUGUGGUCAAACCCUCAUCAAAAAAUGAUAGUCAGUAUAAUUCUGCAUACAAUAAAUCUAAAACAACUACCAAACCAACAGAACCACAAAGAUCACUUAUAACUCCUACCUUUGCUCCACCUGACCGAACCAAAGAACAUGUUAUGACAUCAGUCAGUACCAGCAAAGCUGACAGACUCUACUCCACCACCACCCAAGCUACCACAACGUCCUCUAGGUUUAUUCGAGGGAAAAUUCCUUGGAAUAAACUUUUUGGAAACAAACAUAGUCAAAAGGAACUGCUUAAGAGAUUGCACAAACCAGUACGACCAGUGACCGCCACAAAAAUGACGCCAGCAAAAAACACCACUACCACAGCACCAGCACAAAUGACAGUCGCACUGCCCACAAGUGAAUCCCUAGCCCCACCUUUUACAACUUUGACGACAGCUAUUGACCAGUCUUCGGUCAUUCAGUCCUCAUUAACCUCAUCGGAUUAUGCUUCUGGGUCUACUUUUAUCACUGAAAGUCCACCAUCAAAAAAAUUCCUAGCCCCGCCUUUGAUGACUCUGGCACCAGCUAUUAGCCAGACUGCAGUCAUUGAGUCUUCAGCAACCUCCUCAGAUUAUUCUUCCGGGUCUUCUUUUACCACUGAAAGUCAACCAUCAAUUAAAGUCCAAGCCCCGCCUUUGACAACUUUGUCCCUUGUUAUUGAUAAUAGUGCUGCCGUUCAAUCUUCGCCUUUCUUGCCUGAUUACACUUCAGGGGUUCCAACAACUACUGAAACACCACCAGCAACUAGAAUCCUAGCUUCACCUUCACCAACAAUGUCAGGAGCUAUUGAUCAUACUACUGUGAUUCAAUCCACAGCUUCCUUGACUUAUUAUUCUCCAGGGUCUUCUAUGAUUACAGAAAUACAGCCGGCAACCAGAGUCAUUGCUUCACCUUUGUCAAAGACUGCAGUCAUGGAGUCUUCAGCAACCUCACCUGACUUUUCUUCAGGGUCUGAAGAACAUACAGUCUUAGACCUGCUCCCAGCUGUUACCUCUGUAAAGACUACAGCUGCAAUAUCCAAGCCCAAAAUAUUUACUUUCACUAGUACAACAGCUAGCAGCCCCGCCAAAACCACUUCAACCACCAACAGAAAGCAAAUUGUACCUUUUAGAAGAAAGGGACUUCGCCGCCGAAGACCAAAUAAAAACACAGUAAUGACCCAACAUAGCACAGCAGUUCCAUUUAGGAAAAAAGAGGCUCCCACUACAAUGAAAACCACCACCAGCAGCACCAGAUCUCCUAAGGCAUAUUUUACUACAACUACUGUGAAACCUACAACUAUGACCAAAACUACAACUACAGUCCAAACAUCAACUACUACCAAACCUACUACAACUACCAAAGCUGUUACUACACCUACCAAACCUACUACUACAACUACCAAACCUACAACAACUACUACCAAACCUACUACUACAACUACCAAACCUACUACGACUGCAACUACUACAAGACCUACAGCUACUACUAAAUCUACAACAAAAACAACUACUAUCAAAACAAGUGCUCCUGAAACUACAACUCGUGCUGUCAAAACUAUUUUAGGAAUCCCGUCUACUAAAUCAACAAAAACCACACAAAGUUCACAUUUUAUAAAACCCAGGCCAAAUCAAAUUACAGCUACUUUUAUAGAAACAAAAUCUCUCGAUGGAAGUGGGAGUUAUUUCCCUCGGCCAAAUAUACAGAAACCCACUUCUUCUCCAUCAACAAAAGUGACCCCAUGGUGGACUAGCAGGUUCUGGCAGAAACCACUUCCUGUGGCCACAGACAGAGGAAAGACUUUAACUAUUAACACACUGACGAUACUAAAGGCCCCUCAGAGGUACACAAAAGCCCCACCUACCUUUAGCAGUGACACGGAAAAUGCCAUAGCUAAUGGAUAUGAGAAACACAAUGAAUUGGAAACAUCAACUUCUAACAUCAUAGCCAUGGAACCUUUGCCAAAUAACCAUCCAUCAAAGCCCAGAAUAGUGGGUGGGAAUGCAGCCAGCUUCACUGUUCUUUCCAACUCUGAUGCCUUUGUACCAUGUGAAGCUUCUGCAAAUCCUAUUCCUACAAUAACCUGGACCAAAGUUUCUUCAGGUACGACGUUGACUAUGAAGGCCAAAUGGGGGAACAGAUUUGAAGUUUUUAAAAAUGGGACAUUGUCUAUCCAGAAUGUAAAUGUUCAGGACCGUGGACAGUACCUUUGUACAGCAGAAAACCAGCAUGGAUCUGACAAACUUCUUGUAACACUGUCUGUAGUGGCUUAUCCUUCACGAAUCCUGGAGCCUAAACUGAGAGAAAUGAAAUCUCAUUCUGGAAACACUGUGAUAAUAAAAUGCAAAGCAGAAGGAAGACCACCGCCUAUUGUCUCAUGGAUUCUUGCAAACAAAACGUUUGUCAGGGGUCCCGUUUCAGAAAACAGCAGAGUUUCAGUGGAUUCGGAUGGGACUUUAACCAUUAAGGAUGUUAGCGUGUAUGACAGAGGACAUUACAAAUGUGUGGCAAGCAACCCAGCGGGAGCCGAUACAGCCACAAUCAGACUGCAGGUAGUAGCUGCACCUCCUGUUAUUAUAGAAGAAAAAAGACAACAUGUGAAAGGAGAGAUAGGGCAAUAUUUGAGGCUGCCCUGUACAGCCAAGGGAAAUCCCCAGCCCACAGUGCGGUGGGUUCUGUUUGAUGGAACUGAAGUUAAACCUUUGCAGUAUGUCAAUGCAAAACUGUUUGCAUUUGCCAACGGGACUCUCUACAUCAAAAACUUAGCCACUUCUGACAGCGGAAAUUACGAAUGUAUUGCUACAAGUUCGACUGGCUCAGAAAGAAGGGUGGUUAAUUUGAUGGUGGAACAGGUGGAGACUGUGCCCAAAAUAGUGACUGCAUCGGAUCAACAAACUGACCUUAAUUAUGGAGACAGGUUAUUGCUAAACUGCUCAGCUGUCGGAGAUCCCACACCUCGAAUCAUUUGGAGAUUACCCUCAAAAGCUAUUGUAGACCAGUGGCACAGGAUGGGAAACCGGAUCCACGUGCAUCUUAAUGGCACCUUAGUUAUCGAUUCUGUCAGUGAAAAAGACGCCGGGGACUACCUCUGUGUUGCCAGGAACAAAAUCGGAGAUGAUCUUCUGCUAAUGAAAGCCACUGUUGCGAUGAAGCCGGCAAAGAUAGAAUACAAGCAAUUCGUAAAAAAACAAGUGCCAUACGGAAAUGACCUGAAAGUAGACUGCAGAGCUUCUGGAGCCCCCGAACCCGAGAUAACAUGGGGUUUGCCGGACGGUACGAUGGUAAACAGUGUGCUGCAGGCUGACGACAGUGGCACCAGGAGACGCCGCUACGUUCUCUUUCAUAACGGAACCCUGUACCUAAACAAGGUCGGGGUAGCCGAAGAAGGAGACUACACUUGUUAUGCAGAAAAUACACUUGGGAAAGACGAGAUGAAGGUCCACGUCACUAUUGUGACAGCAGCUCCUCGCAUCAGGACCACGGCCCAUACGUUUGCGAAAGUGGAAGCAGGGGCAAAGGUGAUGUUCAACUGCGAGGCAGUGGGAGAGCCCAAGCCAAAGAUAAUGUGGCUCUUGCCAUCUAAUAACAUGAUUGCAGCUUCAAAUGACAGGCAUCUGAUGCAUGUAAAUGGCUCGCUGGCUAUCAGUAAUCUCAAGGUGACAGAUUCUGGUGAAUAUCUGUGUGUAGCCCGAAACACUGCGGGAGAUGACACAAAGGUCUUCAAGCUUGAGGUUGAUGCCAAUCCCCCAGUUAUAAACGGAUUGUACAGAAACAAAACCAUCAUUAAAGAUAGUGCAGUGAAACACACAAAAAAGCUAAUUGACUGCAAGGCUGAGGGAACUCCAACGCCACAAGUCAUGUGGAUUAUACCGGACAAUAUUUUCUUAACAGCUCCAUACUAUGGUAGUAGAAUAAUAGUACACAGGAACGGCACAUUGGAAAUUCGCAACGUCAGAGUGACGGAUACAGCUGAGUUUGUAUGUGUAGCUCGUAAUGACGGAGGAGAGACUGUUAUGGUGGUGCAGUUAGAGAUCACCAACAUGUUGAGGAGGCCCAUGUUCAAGAACCCAUUUAAUGAGAAAGUAAUGGCAAGAACUGGUAAGACCACUAUCUUAAAUUGUUCUGCUGAUGGAUACCCUCCACCAGAAAUGAUCUGGCUUCUGCCAAAUGGGACAAGGUUUACUAACAGUCAAAAGAUUACAAAGUACCAACUGGGAAGAGAUGGCACCUUUAUCAUUUACAACCCCAGUAAGAGCGAUGUUGGGAAGUACAGGUGUGCUGCCAGGAACAAGGUUGGCUAUAUUGAAAAACUGAUUGUUCUGGAGGUUGGUCAGAAGCCAUACAUCCUCACUCAACCAAAAGGGCUCAUUAGAAGUAUCAGUGGACAGACUCUUUUCCUUCACUGUCUCUCUGAGGGUAGUCCCAAACCCAAAGUAAGCUGGACAGUUCCAGGUGGAUACAUGUUGUCUAGACCUCAGAUAAACGGGAAGUAUAUUCUUCUUGAAAACGGAACUCUUGUUAUUCAAGAUGCCGGUGUUCACGACAGAGGGAAUUACAUUUGUAAGGCACACAAUGACGGCGGGGAGGCUACAAUAACAGUGCCUGUGAUAAUCAUAGGCUACCCACCUCGCAUUACCAGCGGGCCACCGCAGAGCGUGCGCACGAGGGCCGGGGCAGCUGUUCAUCUUAACUGCGUGGCAAUUGGGAUUCCCAAACCCGAAAUCACGUGGGAGCUGCCCGAUCACUCAGUGCUUUCAACGGCUGGCAAAGGCCGGCCCGCUGGCAGCGAGCUUCUACAUCCACAGGGCACGCUGGUCAUCCAGAAACCAAGUGUUUCGGAUUCAGGAACAUACAAGUGCUUAGCCAAGAAUCAUUUUGGCACUGAUUCGAAAAUAACAUAUAUUCAAGUUGUGUAUUAAAAAAAAAAAAAAAAAACACCACGACAAAAAGAAUGUUUGUUGUUAAGUAUUUGUCUUGUUGUCCAAUAACAUUUUGUAAGUUUCCCACAUAGCCAGAGAUACUGAUAGAUUUCUAGAAGGAUUUUGUGGAAACUUACAUGGUCUGGUGAAGCCACCCACAGAAAGCAGCAUUGCAAAGCAGAAUACCAAAAAUAUGUUUCAAAUAAAAAGCAGCGACUUGUGGACAAUUUUGUAAAUACAGAGUAUAUUACUGUACCUUUUAUUACUCUAUUUGUAUAGCAUUUUUCCAGCAUUAAAACAUGCUCUGGUAGAAAUCAGUGAGCAUUGUGAUUUGAAAUAUCAUGUUUAAUGGAGGAUUUUGUACCUGAGGGUAUUGUUGCAUUGGUCCCCCCUGGUUAAAAAAUUGUAGCUCCCAUAAUGAUUUGCACUACUUGAUACUGGCCCACCCCUGUAUUUUGAAUUCUGGUAGUUUGCUCUGACACCUACCCUGGUAAAUGGAUUGGUCCAACAUUUGGUUGGUAACAAGGAGGGGGUCCUCUGUUCUACCUAAAGCUACUUGAGAAAUGCCUUGUUUAAAAUGUUUCAGUCUAGGAGCUACACCUAGCCAUACCAGCAUGGCAUACCACAGAACUGCAUGAGAUAUCAUUGUACAGUAUACAUUUGACUGUGUGAAAAUCAUGUCCUUGGGGCAACAGCAUGGAUGACCGUAUCUGAUGGGCACCCUAAUGGCAGGAUCAACAGACACAGCCAAGGAUAUUGUUACCCAGCCUGACAAUUUGCCAUUGCCUACAUGAAUAAAAAAUAAAUAAAAGCAAAUGAAACAAUAAAAUAGAAUCAAACCAUUUGAGCUUCUUCUUAGCUGUCCGAUUGCAUUUCAGACACAACCUCUGAAGACUUACUGUAGCACCACACUUGGUUCAUUAGAUUGGGUUUUCAUGCUAUAGGAUACAUUUUUGACAGCUCACAGGCAUUUUCUUUGGCAAAAUCUUUUAACUCCUACCUACCACCAGCAUCCAUGUGGGCCUUUAGGAAAAGCCAAACCAUGCUUUAUUUCCAGUCUUAAAUCAUGAAAACAAAACAGCUUUGUCGUGUUGCCCAUCUGUGUCCCCUUUUAGCCCCAAUGCAUGUUUAGCAUAAAUACUAUGCCUAGUGAGUUCAUCUGGCUAUAAAUUAGAAAGCCAAUUUCACAUGGCAUUAAAAUACCAGACAAGCAGUAUUACUUACAGCGGUAACAUUGACUAUACAUGACCAGUCAUCACAACCACUAGAAGGCUUCUGUUUCAUUCACACAUCACACUGCCACCCAGUGUAACGUCCAAUUUUGCAUUGGACUAAUUUGCUGCAGUUAAUAAACCAUAGAAGGUGCAUGACAUCCUUACAUUUUCAGUACAUUCCCACGAUGUGAGGCAUGAGUUUCCCACCUCUUUUUCUACAUGUUCUUUACUGUAUGUGUGAUUCUGGAAAACAAACGAGGGAACUGUUGAGUUAUACUAAAUGAGAGGCAAGAAUACUGUUUUUGCCUUCAUUACUAUAGUCUGGGCUAGGUAGUUCAUUUGUUCCAGAGUGCCGUGAUUUUAAGAACUCAUGAUUAACUGACGUCUGGCAGAGGCUAAACUGAAGAGCACAUGUGCUCCAUUUAUUUAAGGAAAAAAUCACCUCUGAAGUCCAAAAAGAACAGAGCAGGCAAACAUCCGAGUUAGACAGCGAGUGAAACGUCUGUGGAUGUGGAUGACAUUCUUAUUGUGAUUUUUGCCUGCUGAUGAAAGACAGUUCAUCUGUCAAAAUGUAACAUGGGAGUAAAACUGGAGGGCAAACUUAUUAUUUUCUUGACAGUAACCAGCAUGCAUAAAAAAAUAACCUUAUGGCACACCGGUAACUGUAGUUAAAAUUCAGCCACAUUUUUUAAAACUCAACUCAAAUCUGGAACAUGUAUCCUUUUUAAAAUAAGAAAACAAUAUUCACAAUAAAAAUUUUAUGUAUUAUAUAUUUUAUAUUAUGUUUUAAAUCUUGUUAUAUUAUGUAGGCCCACAAAACAAUAUGCCCACUUAAAAAGAAAAGUAUAAAUAACACACAACUCAAUAUUAGCGUUG
Acipenser ruthenus (sterlet) is the source of this 11006-nucleotide messenger RNA. RefSeq names its product immunoglobulin superfamily member 10-like. Gene Ontology annotation, cellular component: extracellular region. Gene Ontology annotation, molecular function: protein binding. The record is from RefSeq and is a predicted model, not a curated record. Bases 454 to 8916 code for a protein of 2820 amino acids. The transcript is spliced from 7 exons. Lineage: Eukaryota; Metazoa; Chordata; Actinopteri; Acipenseriformes; Acipenseridae.